GGUUAGAUGACGGAGCGAUAGACUGGAGGAAAGAGAAUAACGGCAUAAUAAUUUCAGAGUCAUGGCUUUUGCGGUGGAAUAGAGAUCGAGAUCAAGAAGAACGCAUCAUUUGUAUCCUUCUGGAAAUUGGGUACUAACAUAGUCCAGGAUGUGACCCCAUAUGUUUACAGACACAUUAGACAAACAUCAAAAUAAUAAUCAGCACAAACAAACUAUACCACCAUGCAUCCCUCCUCUCGUCCCUCUGUGCCCCCACGUUCCCGCAGGUUUGACAAUAGGCGCUUAGAGGCAAAACCAAGCCAAGGGGCUAAGAGGGAUGACAAAAACAUGAACACAGCAUCUUCAUCCCCUCGGCGUGGCACUCGAGGACCACCUGAGUCUUCCAAGUUAAAAGGCCCUGGUCAAGGUGCACGAGCCCCAGUGGUUCAGUCCAAACUGGUGCGGCCACAGAAAAAUGGUGCUCAUGCAAUUCCAGCCAUCUCAAAACCAAAAAGUGGACACACUGUAUCCAACCUGGCCCCAGCUGUGGAUCCAAACUGCAAUGAGCCCAGCCUACCUUGUCUGUGUUGUGAUGGCCAUUCACCUCAGGAUAGCAACAGCCUUUUCAAUCACAACCAUAACAACAAUAACACUGUAAACAUCAGGCAACAAAUGAAGCUACCGCCGCCACCUCCUCAGAAGGAAUUGGCUGUUUCAAAAGAAGACAUCAAAGAAGACUUGAAGUGUGAUCCAGAAAUAAAGCAACCUCAUGCCAUCCCAGUGAAGGAGAUAGAGAAGGAAAAUGACAAUUUGGAUGAAAAAGAGGCUGGUGACCUUAAAAAUGAUGACUGCAGUGUAAAUGUAAAUGGCAAUAUUGAUGUCAAUGGCAACGGCAAAUAUGAUGGUGAAGAUGAUGAUGAUGACGAAGAAGAAGAUGAAGAUGAGGAUGAUGAUACUCUUGUCCCUUCUUGCUGCAACUGCCCAGAGUCCAUGCUAGACUUCUCCCUCACAUCCUCUACCUCAUCUUCUUCCACAUCCAUUAGCAGCUGCUCAGAUCUGGAGUGUGACUGCCCUGACACAUUUUCAUUGUCAUCACAGGAACAAGAAGCCACUGAAAGCUGUCCAUCUUCUCACUCACUGGUCUCCAAUUGCCCUACCCUUCACUCCAAUGUCUUACCAUUAGAUCCCAACCCUGCAAGAUCGCCUUGCUCUUCUGAUGAAGGCUAUCCCUCAGCCCCGUGCUCUCCUUCCUCUGACUACACAGAGAGCAAGAAAUCAGAAGAAGGAAAAUGUAUCAAAGUGGAUCUCCUCCAUUUUUUAGACUCCAUAGAAGAAUUGGGCAAAAUGGAUCUGUUCUACCGCAUUGUUAGGCUGGCACAUUGGGAACUGGGUGGUGAGCUGAUUGUCAGAGAUAGAUUGGAUCACCAGCAGAAGCUUCAGAGGGUCAACAAAGAGGUUAAGUUGGCAUAUCUUAUGAAACUUCAAGAGGAAGGGUUAGACUUUGACAAUGAGGAUAUCGCUGAAGUUUUGGAUGAAAUGGGCAACAUUGACAUUGCAUGGAAUUUGUAUAAAAGCAACAGAUCAAGUGACUCCCAGGAAUUUUCUGAUGCAGGGGUAGAUCUGACAGCUCCUUCUGACCUUGAUGAAACCCCUGCCUCUGAUUCACCUGCUUCAUCGCCAUUGGAUCCUCCUCCCCGGCCCCCAAAGCCUCCAACAAGGCAUGUGAGUGCUCACUCAGAAACGCACACUUAUGAGAACAUCAUUGGACAUGCCUUCUCAGUCUCAUCCACCAACGACACUACUCCUUUCUCUUCAAGGGUCCCUGUUCCUACCUUGCCUGCACUGUCAUCCUCACCCCCAGCCUUGAAACCUCCCGCCCUUCCUCCUCCUCCUCCAUCACAGCCUGUGUCCUACUUCUCCCUAAAUACACCUACUCUCACCUCCCCCACACCACCCAUUCCUCCUCCAAGAAGACGUCAUAAAGCCCGUCUAGAGGCUCAAAGGCUUGCUCAGCUUGAAAGAGAAAAGACUCCUCUGUCCCUUCCACCACCAACGUCCAGACCUCCUCCAUUGCCACCUCCACCUGCAAUGUCCUCGCCUCCAGCUAUCCCACCUCCACCAUCACUCCUGCCCCCUCCAUCAUUUCAUGCUCUGGAUGUGGAAAUCAGAAAGUUGCUUGCACUUGCAGGCCUCACCCAAGCUGAAUUGCUUAAACUUAGUCCCGAGUUGGGUGUCUGUGUGGAUGUAGUCCCGGAGAAUGAGCAACCGCCAGUGUCUGAUGUCUCUCAGUUUGGAGAAAUCAGUGCAGAUAAGGGGUUGCACUCCAUAUUGAGAGAAGGAACCAGAUUUGGGGAAGACAGAUCUACAGGUGUAAAGGAAUUAGAUACUCUCGGUGAAAAGGACAUUUUUAAAGAUGAACAGAAAGAAACAAUCAGGACAACAUCCUUCACUGAAAUGUCAAGACGACGUAAGAGAAAUGGUGGAAACUGUAAUCAUAGCUGCAGUUGUGGAUCCAAUGUUAGCCUAUCUCCCAACUCAUAUUACAGCACUAAUCUUAGCAAUACAAACAUCCCGAAUGUUAGCUUUGGGAGUUUUGAUUAUACUUCUAUGAUCUCAGACACCCCUCCUCCUCCACCUCCACGACCAUUGCCCCCUUGUCCACCAAUUGUCUCCAAUCCUCCUGAACUUCCCCCACUUAAGCCAUGCACUCUACCUGCCAAUGCAUCUCGCCCGGAUAGAUUUGAUUGGCUGAUAGCCUUCACCCCAGAAACAGAGUCGCCACCUCUUGAGAUGCAAAAAUUGUCCAAUGAUGGCACAUUGCAAAAAGGCUUAACUUCAGGCUUAAAAGUCACAACCUUUAAAGAAUUACGCAACAGAAGCAAACAGAACUCCAAUCCUGCCUCUAUUCAACCAGAACCCGAUCCAACUGUCGUCACCCCAGACCCUGAUUUCCUGUACAACCUCAAAUGGAGAAGAGAGAAAAUUGAUGGGGAUGGCUGGGAAUAUACUUCCCAAGCACAAGCCUCUUUUCUUCAGCCACCACCCACUCCUGCCUCAUUGUCCCUCUUUAGGGAAAUGUGCCGACUGAAUAUACAGGAUGUUUGCCCUGCAAAACCCAAAGUGUCCCAACAAAUUGGCUGUUCAGGAAGCGAAGGCAGCCUUAGGACUAUUUGUGAUGAAAGCGAUAAAGCUGUUCACACCAAAAUGAUGGAAGAUGAGGAUGAAGAGGAAGUUAGGGGAAUGGCAGAUGGAGCUUGGACUUUGGAAUCGAGGACAACAGCGGUCCGCAGCUUCUCAUUUGCUGGCUCUGAGCAGAAGAAAGUGGCCUGGAUGGGAGAUGAUGUGAGAACCUCACUGAGUGCCGAAGGGCUGUCUUCUGCAUGCCUGCAAGAAAAGAAAACUCUUGUCAGUUCAGUCAGUGUGGCAGUGGAGGCCAUUUUGGCUCAAUUCAGUUCAUCCAGGACUGUUGUACAGAAGUUUUACUCAGUAAAUAAGACUCUUUCUGGAGACAGCAGUGUAAAUCCCUCUCUGGGUCGUCUGGUACUGCAGUGCCUUUGUCCAGCCCUGCGCAGCCUUCUCUGUGAUGGACUCAAGCCCCACCAGAGUGACCUCAUUGCAGGCAGAAGGCCAAAUUCACCCUGGGGAUUGGUUCAGGCCUCCACCAAACCAGGCCCAAGCACGCAGGCUUUGCACAACCUCCAGACUAAAGUAGCGGGGCUUCCCCAGCUUAAGCAGAACAGACAUCGGUUCAAUGCCUUCCUGUUUGGCCUUCUCAAUGUCAAGCUUCUGGAUUACUGGCUUUCGCAUCUACUGUCCUGUGGUGAUGUGUUGGAAACAUAUUAUCGCCCCACUUCCUUCAUGCGUCUGUCACUCACUUCUUGCCAGCCUCUUUUUGAGGAGCUUAUCCUCCUACUGCAGCCUCUCUCUCUUCUGACCUUUAACCUCGACCUGCUGUUUCAGCAUCACCACCUUGACCCCUCCUCCCCAACUCUUACCCCAGCCAGUCACACUUCUGACACACAUAGCCCGCCAAAUGAAGACUUCAGCUUCCGCUUGUCACCCAAGAGGAUUUUCCAAGGAAAUGGCCAUAAUCUUGGAAGCACGUUAGAGCAAGACCUUGGCAUUUUGGGUUUAGACACCAACCCUAAUUCAGGUCUCACAAGUCAGGUUCUUGAUGUGUCAGCCUAUCGCAAUCCAAUUUCGCUGUCAUCAAGCAGCACCAAGGAGGAAGCCAAUCCGCCAUUAUCAUGGUUUAACGGGAAUGAGACCUCCGCACCUCUUAAUGUCGGAAGCCUUUCCCAGCAGGCUGGCCAGGCUCUUCAGCAAGGCUGGGGGGCAGUAAUGCGUUUGGGGGAACGUUUAGGGCAGAACUUUGGUUUGGCCACUAACACAGAGGAUGUUAAAGGUCCUAACUCACAAGAUGACUUCAAGACAGACCUCUCCCUGAAUCCAAAAAGUCCAGUUGAAAACAGGCAGCAACCAAGAGAGGAUCUUUCCUUGUGGGAUAGUGGAGCAGCGGUUCCCUGGGGUAUGGGACGGCUCUUUGGAGCUUCUAAGAGCCCCAACAACCCACCAACAAGCAGACGUCCAUCUCAGUGGCUCUCUCCUGGCGUAUCCGUCUUUUCUCGCAUAGUGAAUCUUGGCCAGGUUUCUCCGCCUGAGAAGAAAGAGCUCCAGAGAAACAAAGAUAAGGAAGAAGAUGAAAAUGAAAAGAUAAAUGAAACCAGAGAUCAGCCAAAGCCCCUGAGGGCAGUCAGAACUCUGUGUGACCACACAGGCACUGGAGCCGAGCUGAGCUUCAGGAAGGGGGAGGAGCUUGUUCUGUUGGGAGGUGUGGACCACGACUGGAUUCGAUGUCGUCAAGGUCACAAAGAGGGCCUUGUUCCCAUUGGUUAUGCUUCGCUUAUCAUGUGA
This is a messenger RNA of Pimephales promelas (fathead minnow), 4893 nucleotides long. RefSeq names its product RUN and SH3 domain containing 1 (gene rusc1). Gene Ontology annotation, molecular function: protein binding. Gene Ontology annotation, cellular component: cytoplasmic vesicle. NCBI's taxonomy places the organism in Eukaryota, Metazoa, Chordata, Actinopteri, Cypriniformes, Leuciscidae. The record is from RefSeq and is a predicted model, not a curated record.